AUGUCAGGGGAUGAGGAGUUCUAUCUGUUCAAAAACAUCUCCUCAGUGGGACCUUGGGAUGGUCCUCAGUAUCACAUCGCUCCUGCCUGGGCCUUCCACUUCCAGACGGUUUUCAUGGGCUUUGUCUUCUGUGCAGGGACACCACUCAAUGCUGUGGUGCUUGUUGCUACACUUCGCUAUAAGAAACUGCGUCAGCCACUCAACUACAUCUUGGUUAAUGUCUCCUUGUGUGGUUUCAUCUUCUGUAUCUUCGCUGUCUUCACUGUCUUCAUCUCUAGCUCCCAAGGCUACUUCAUCUUUGGCCGCCAUGUUUGUGCUAUGGAGGCCUUCCUGGGCUCUGUGGCAGGUUUGGUGACUGGCUGGUCAUUGGCCUUCCUUGCCUUUGAGCGCUUCAUUGUCAUCUGUAAGCCUUUUGGAAAUUUCCGAUUUAACUCCAAGCAUGCGAUGAUGGUGGUCCUGGCUACUUGGGUCAUUGGCAUUGGCGUUUCCAUUCCACCCUUCUUUGGUUGGAGCCGGUUCAUUCCUGAGGGUCUACAGUGCUCAUGUGGCCCUGACUGGUACACAGUUGGCACAAAAUACCGCAGUGAAUACUACACGUGGUUUCUCUUCAUUUUCUGUUUCAUCAUGCCCCUGUUCCUCAUCUGCUUCUCCUACUCCCAGCUGCUGCGGGCCCUCAGAGCUGUUGCAGCCCAGCAACAAGAGUCAGCUACAACACAGAAGGCAGAGCGGGAGGUGAGCCGCAUGGUGGUGAUGAUGGUGGGCUCCUUCUGUCUUUGCUAUGUGCCCUACGCAGCCCUGGCCAUGUACAUGGUCAAUAAUCGGAACCACGGACUGGACCUACGGCUUGUCACUAUCCCUGCCUUCUUCUCUAAGAGCGCCUGUGUCUACAACCCCAUCAUCUAUUGCUUCAUGAACAAGCAGUUCCACGCCUGCAUCAUGGAGAUGGUAUGUAGAAAGCCGAUGACAGAUGACUCCGACGUAUCCAGCUCUCAGAAAACUGAAGUCUCUGCUGUUUCCUCCAGCCAAGUUGGCCCUACUUAAGG
Monodelphis domestica (gray short-tailed opossum) is the source of this 1043-nucleotide messenger RNA. RefSeq names its product opsin 1, short wave sensitive (gene OPN1SW). Gene Ontology annotation, cellular component: membrane. Gene Ontology annotation, biological process: visual perception; phototransduction; G protein-coupled receptor signaling pathway. The record is from RefSeq and is marked provisional. Gene Ontology annotation, molecular function: G protein-coupled receptor activity. NCBI's taxonomy places the organism in Eukaryota, Metazoa, Chordata, Mammalia, Didelphimorphia, Didelphidae.